Messenger RNA from Racocetra persica, 985 nucleotides. The record is from the annotation of a GenBank genome assembly. NCBI's taxonomy places the organism in Eukaryota, Fungi, Glomeromycota, Glomeromycetes, Diversisporales, Gigasporaceae.
UGAUGUCGCCUCAUCAUCUCGUUCUAAAAAACCAUUAACUGUGUCAAAUGAUGUUGCCACUUCAUCACGAUUUAAUAAUGGUUUAUGUGCUAUGUCUAGGAAAGGUAACUUAGAUUCUCCUCAAACUAACAAUGUAUUAACUGGAAAUGCUCUAGAAUUUCCAAUUAUAAUCGAUUGUGAUGAUGAUGAUCGAGAUUUCCAAAGUGGUGAUAGAGAAUCUCCAAUCGUGCUGGAUAGUGAUGAUGAAAAAGAUCUUCACUUGAAGAGAAAAUCCUUACCAAAUGACCAUGCUGGUCCUUCUAAUAAAAAACUAAAAAGUGUGAAAGUUGAAGAUGAUACUUUUGGAGAGUUUAUUCCUAUUGAACCAAUCACAUUGUCUGAUCUUAAUACACCACAACGUGAUUUUCUUCGUAGUUAUGAUAAGUCUACCACCAUUCAUGGAAAGUCUACCACCAUUUAUGAAAAAGGUGUUACCAAUUUAAGGACCGAUUUGCCUCCCAUUCCUCCGAUAGAUGACCCGUGCUUGGCGAAGAUGGCCGUCGGUUAUCAUUCUCAUAACGAUCAAUGGGAAACUCUCGAAUUCCUUGGCGACAGAGUCUUAACUUCCUGCCUUUUGAAAUUGGCAAAAAGUCGAUACGGUUCAAAAUACUGUUCAAAGGAAAUUAGUAAAAGUGUUUCAGUAAUGGCCACUAAUAAAAUUUUGGCCGCAUAUACUGUAACACUUGGACUUCAGGAACUUAAUGGUAUGGAAUUUCCGGUAAUCAUAAAGCUUCACGCUGAUGCUUUUGAAGCAUACUUUGGUGCAUAUUAUCUAGCAUGCGGGGAAUUGGCAACUUGUGUUUAUCUUGAGAACCUAAUGACCCCGCUGUUCGAUCUUAUUGUUGCUCAUAUCGCAUCUGGUAACAGCAUUACAAGUACAUGCGAUAUAGCCUCAAAGUACUUCUCAAUGCCAUGGAUUCAUGGUAUUCCACGUCUUCAACGGUAA